GUGCGUCCUCUGCCAAAACAUCAAGCAGCUCACAUAAUCACAUGGGAUAAUCGGUUUCAAUAACUAAACUGCGCAUUUCCCCGUGGUCUCCUGAGAAAAGAAGGGACAUAUGGACAUAUAACUGGGUAAUAACGCAUUUUGGAUUAUGCAUUUAUAAAUAUGUGACAUUAGAAUCGUACAGUUUACAGUUACAGUUAGCCUAGCCACAGCUAGCUUUGGUCACCUCUCCAGAUAUUUAUUUUACUUUACACAACAAACACUGUGUAAAAAUGUCGGGUGGUCCAAAUGGAGAUCCCAACAUGUCUGCAGAGGAAGGCAUCAUCGACGAGGACGAUGAGUUUGAUGAUGAAGAGUACGCUGCUGUCAAUUCAAUGCUGGAUCAAAUCAACUCAUAUCUUGAUGACCUAGAGGAGAGAAAUGAUGCACUCAAUGGCAAAUUACACGAACUACUGGAGUCCAACAGGCAGGCACGACUGGAGUUCAGGGCCCAGUUGAAUGGAUCCACUUUGCCUGACACAACUAACACUUCAAGUAGAGACGAGUCCAAUGAACCCCAGAACAACGACAAAGACAAGGAUUAAAUCAAUUUGUCUGCUGUUGUACCUUUUAAACUGUUGUGUUGCACAUCUGCACUUCCAACUACUGCAAUUCUAUUUUAUUUUAUUUAUUCGAGUGCAUAUUUUACUAAUUGUUUGUUUCAAAUACUCCAAAAUCUCAUAGAAAAAUUUAAUGCCCAUACACAGCAAAGUAAAUACAGUCCUCUUGUUGUAACAAAGAAAGUAAUUGUUGGAAAAAGUCAACAAGCAUCUCAAUCCUCUGCAGUUGGGCUGUUGUUCAUAUAUUUAAGAUGUUGGUGCACAUUUCAUUAUAUAAUGAAUAAAUGCAUGUAGAAUGAAGUAAUUAUGACAAAGCAUUCCAUUAUGUUUGUUCCUGUGUGUUCAGAAGAAUAAAAGUAAUGAUACAUGU
This is a messenger RNA of Periophthalmus magnuspinnatus, 966 nucleotides long. It is a transcript of the gene bbln, whose product is annotated as bublin coiled coil protein. The record is from RefSeq and is a predicted model, not a curated record. Bases 270 to 581 code for a protein of 103 amino acids. The transcript is spliced from 2 exons. NCBI's taxonomy places the organism in Eukaryota, Metazoa, Chordata, Actinopteri, Gobiiformes, Gobiidae.